CAGUGUAGGGCGCUGAGUUGAACUCUUGAUUGUUCCCCGCUAAGGGUUUCAGAUGCUGUAAUGAACUCUUCCGAAUCUUCAGCUUCAAGUGAAUUUGAGUCACAUCAACUGGAAAAUGACAUCUCCUGGGAAGUGAAAGCAAACAACACGAGCUACCAUGCUGGGAUUAAGGAACGCACCUCCUUCUUGUUUAAGAAAAGGAAGUAUGCUGACAAUAAAAUCAAGACCUCCAAAUACAACGUUUUUACGUUUCUACCUCUCAACCUGUUUGAACAGUUUCAACGAGUGGCUAAUUUUUACUUCUUGCUUAUUUGUAUUCUCCAGACUGUUCCUAUUAUUGCCACAUUGCCUUGGUUUACAACUAUGAUCCCGCUAACGAUGGUCCUGGCAGUAACUGCAGUCAAGGACAUCAUUGAUGACGUUGCACGCCAUAGGAACGACAGCGAGAUCAACAACAGACAAUGUGAGGUUCUCAAGGGGAAGGGUUUCAAGUUUGUAACGUGGAAGGAACUCGAAGUGGGUGACGUGGUUUGUUUGAAGAAGGAUGAUUUUGUUCCAGCUGAUCUCUUCUUGCUGUCUAGCACGGAGCCAAACAGCCUAUGUUACGUUGAAACAGCUGAAAUCGAUGGUGAAACCAACCUGAAGUACAGACAAGCAUUGAGUGUCACACAUGAUAAGGUGAACACCUUGGACCAGUUCGCAAAGUUUGACGGUAGAAUAAUUUGUGAAAAACCAAAUUGUGACCUGCACUCAUUUAUAGGCACACUGUACUGGCAAAACCAAGAGUACUCAAUCGACAAUGAGAAGAUAUUACUACGAGGGUGUCGAAUACGAAAUGCAGAAAAGUGCUAUGGAGUGGUUAUAUUUGCAGGAGUGGAUACAAAAAUAAUGAGGAACAGUGGGAGAUACAUCUUGAAGAAAACCACCAUUGAACUUCUCAUGAACCGUGUAGUGAUGAUGGUUCUCUUGAUUCUUGUGGUUAUGUCACUUUGCCUUGCUGUUGGAGCUGUCGUAUGGGAUUCAACAGUUGGGCUGAACAUGUCCUAUCUUGGCUCUUUCCCCAUAAUACUCAAUCUGGGAUAUGAUUGCUUUUUGGCCUUCUGGUCUUAUAUUAUCCUCAUGAACUCCAUCUUGCCAAUGUCACUCUAUGUCACUUUUGAACUUCUCCAUGUGGCUCAGAGUUUUUUCAUUAAAUGGGAUUUGGAGAUGUAUUGUGAAGAGAGUGACACUCCGGCCAAUGCAAGGACUACGACCCUGAAUGAAGAACUGGGGCAGAUCAAAUAUAUUUUCUCGGAUAAAACAGGCACUCUGACUCAAAACAUCUUGGCCUUUAAAAAAUGUUGCAUCGAUGGUCAGAUCUAUGGGAACCAAUAUGAUGGUGCUGCCGCAACAAUGGCUGACCUCAGCUGGAACACGUAUGCUGACGGAAAGCUCAAGUUCUACGACUCUUCGCUAGUGCAACUGGUCCAAUCAGGGGAGCAGCCGGGAGUCCGCGAUUUCUUUAAAUUGCUGGCUCUUUGUCACACAGUCAUGGUGGAGGAGAAAGAUGGUCAGCUCAUUUACCAGGCAGCCUCUCCAGAUGAAGGUGCUCUAGUAUUAGCAGCAAGAAACUUUGGCUAUGUGUUUCUGUCCCGCACACAGGAUAGCAUAACCAUCAGCGAGCUGGGCGUGCAGAAGACAUACACAGUGCUGGCCAUCCUGGACUUCACCAGCAGUCGCAAGAGAAUGUCUAUCAUCCUGAAAGAUUCUGAAGGGAAGAUUAAGCUGUUCUCCAAAGGAGCAGACACGGUGAUAUAUGAAAGACUUCAGCUCAACUGUCCACACAUGGAGAGCACUCAAAUGACACUCGAUCAAUUUGCGACGGAAACGCUGCGGACUUUGUGUCUGGCUUCCAAAGACAUUGAGGAAAAUAACUUUCAAGACUGGAGCCAAAGGCAUCAGAAAGCCACCGUGGCGCUACAGAACCGCGAACAUCUGCUCGAAGCCUUGUACGAUGAAAUUGAAACCAACCUGGUGCUCGUCGGAGCAACGGCCAUCGAAGAUAAGUUGCAAAUCCGAGUUCCCGAAACCAUUCAGAACUUGAAAAAGGCGGAUAUUAAAAUAUGGGUAUUGACCGGAGACAAGAAAGAAACAGCAAUUAACGUUGGAUAUUCCUGUAGGUUGCUGUCAGACGAAAUGGAGAUUUUUGAAGGCAAGGACCUCAACGUAGUUCUGGAUAGGCUGCGGAAGAACGACCAUCGAUUCAGUGACGAUAACACGGAAGACAUCUCGGACACUGUAAAGGACAAUGAGGAGUCUGAGUUCCUGUCGUGUGACAACAAAGCAUUAAUUCUCACCGGCAACUUCCUGGAUAAAUUCCUCCACAGCUCCAAGAGACCGAUGAAGAAGGAUCGAUGGUGGCGGAAGCAGUGGGCCAUGGUUAACCGUGAGGCGAGAAGGAGCGUGUGCACUGAGGCGGAGGCACGUGAGCGAGCGUUCGUGGAGCUGGCCUGCCAGUGUCAGGCUGUCAUCUGCUGCCGCGUCACUCCCAACCAGAAAGCCCUGGUGGUCCAAAUGGUGAAAAAGUACCAAAGGGUCAUCACGCUGGCCAUCGGCGACGGGGCAAACGAUGUGAACAUGCUGAAAACUGCCCAUAUCGGAGUAGGGAUCAGCGGGCAGGAAGGGAUGCAGGCCGUCUUGUCCAGCGACUACUCUCUUGCACAAUUCUACUACCUUGAGAGGUUGCUUCUGGUUCAUGGCCAGUGGUCCUAUCAGAGGAUCUGCAAGUUCCUGAGAUAUUUCCUCUACAAGACCUUCACUUUUUCCUUUGUCCAAAUCUGGUUUGCAAUCUUCAGUGGAUUUUCUGGUCAGUCCGUCUUUGAGCUGUGGUGCAUUACUUUCUACAAAGUGGCUUACAGCUGGUUUCCAGUGGUGUCGAUAGGGGUCCUGGACAAGGACAUGAGCGACGUUAUGAGCAUCAGGUGUCCUAAACGCUACAAAAUUGGACAACGGAACGAGCUAUUCAAUUACAAGAUCUUCUUGGUUACUAUAAUCCAUGGCCUUCUCAGUUCAUUCAUCAUAUUUUUUAUACCGUACGGAGCAUUCUUGGAUGGAGUGGGUCAGGAUGGCACAGGUUAUCAGUUUAUGGCAAUGGCCGUUGGUACGGGAGUUGUGAUGACUAUUAACGUUGAGGUAAUGUUGGAUAUUUCCUACUGGACUGUUCCUUCCAUGUUGGCCAUCGCCAUUGAUUUAAUUCUCUAUUUCUGCAUGACCUUUAUGACUCAGAGCAAUUUUCUCUCUCGGAGGAAUCCGCAGAUGUUCCAAUUCAACGGCGCAGCAGCGUAUGCUUUCAAACAACCAUUAUUUUGGCUCACCGUCCUGUUGGUUGUCGCCAUCAACAUCAUCCCUUCUCUUACAGUUCGAUUUAUUUUACACUGCUUUUACUCCAAAGAUGCUGGAAUUGUAACCUACGAGGACCUACAAAAGGCUGGACGAAUGAUGGACGAUAAGGCUGCUCAUUUCAGGCGGAAUUCGACGUAUCGUCGCUCAAGCUAUGCGUUCUCCCAGAACAAAGGCUUUGCCAAUCUCAUUACGUCUGGAGUAAGCCUACGGAAGAAAAAGACGCCUUUGCAAUCAAACUCUGGGCAACCUACGCCCAACUGACAAGAGUAGGCGAAAAAUUUACAAUUCUGAUGGCAUUAUGAUUGUACGGAGAUGCUGGAAGAUAUUGCAUUCCCAUUAGAUAAGACACAGACAAUGUGAAGUUGGUUGGAGGAUUUUUGACAUAAGCCUUUGGCAAUACUCUGUAUUCCUUGCUACGUGAAGGUAACAGUGCCUUUCCCUAUGAUUGCCUUAAUUAGAGAGUCGUGGAGUACAGAAACAGGACCUUCAGCCCACCAAUUGUGAACAUAGAACAAUACAGCACAUGAACAUGCUGAACAUGAUGCCAAGAUAAACUAAUCUCAGCCUGCAUGUGUUCCGUAUCCCUGCAUUUCCAUGUGCAUGUCUAAAUGCCCCCUUAAUGCCACUAUUGUAUCUGCCUCCACCACCGCUAGCAGCUUGUACCAGCCACCCACUGUUCCAAAAACAUGUCCCGCACAUCUCCUUUACACUUUGUUCCUCUCACCUUAAAGCUAAGCCCUCUAGUCUUUGACAUUCCCACCCUCACAUGGUCUAGGAGCAGAAUAAAGCCAUUCGGCCCAUCAAGUCUAUUCCGCCAUUCAAUCAUGGCUGAUCUAUCUUUCCCUCUCAACCCCAUUCUCCUGCCUUCUCCCCAUAACCCCUGACACCCUUGCUCAUCAAGAAUCUGUCAACCUCCACCUUAAAAAUACCCAUUGAUUUGGCCUCCACAGCCGUCUGUGGCAAUGAAUUCCCUGGGAAAAAAAGGUUUGGACUGUCCAUCUAUACCUUUCAUAAUAAUAUAUACCUCCAUCUAUACCUUUCAUAAUAAUAUAUACUUCUCUCAGGUCUCCCCUCAGCCUCUGACAUGCUCUAUGUUUAAAAAAAAACUUGCCCCAUACAUCCCCUUUACACUUUGCCCCUUUCACCUUAAAGGUAUGGUCUUUAGACUUUGACAUUUCCACCCUGGGGAAUAGGUUCCGCAGUCGAGUGCUUUCUCUAUAACUAAACAAUAUGCAUAUUGUUCUUUGCUGUUGGUGUCCAAGGCAGAAUGUUGUCCUGUAAGCCUCUUAAACUCUUUAAGGGCCGGACCACCUAAUUUAAUUAAUAAAUUUUAGAUUUUAAACUUCAGUAUCUUUUU
Molecule: messenger RNA, 4738 nt
Organism: Amblyraja radiata (thorny skate)
Lineage: Eukaryota; Metazoa; Chordata; Chondrichthyes; Rajiformes; Rajidae
Gene: atp8b3
Product: ATPase phospholipid transporting 8B3
Exons: 28
Coding region: 61-3642 (1193 amino acids)
Biological process (GO): Golgi organization; phospholipid translocation
Cellular component (GO): plasma membrane; trans-Golgi network
Molecular function (GO): ATP binding; ATPase-coupled intramembrane lipid carrier activity; magnesium ion binding
Source: RefSeq, a predicted model, not a curated record